AUGGGAAAUAACCCAUUUGAAAACCGAAAACAACCACAGCAGCAGCAGCAGCCAAAAAAAAUUCAACAGAGACACCACCUACCGACUACACUUUCAAAAAAUGUUGCACCAGGUUAUAAUCGAGGAAGAAACCUUGGCGGUUAUGCCUAUUUAUACGGAAAAGAAAAUAUGGGUAAAGAAGCCGACGAUGCUGAGGUACUAUUCUCGGGUCUUGCGACUGGUCCACCCUCUAAAGAUCAUUGGAAGCCUGACUCAGCAGCAAUAAAAUGUUCGAUGGCAUGUUGUCCCCGAGAAUUCGGUUUAUUCGAAAGAAGACACCAUUGUCGCAAAUGCGGCGAUAUUUUUUGCGGUACCCAUUGUUCGCAUUAUAUACGCCUGGACCAAAAUUCAAAUUUUAACUUGGCUGGGUCUGCCUCGAGAGUUUGUGAUAGGUGUUACGAAGAAUACGUUCGACUAUUGAAUAAAUGUAAAAAAGCUGACCGAAAUUUUGAAGAACUCGAAAUUUAUGGACAUAAUUCGCGACAUAGAGAUAGUGGAUAUUACGCCUCGAGUGGUAGCGAAAGUGGUGGUAGUUACGAAAACACUGAUCGUUAUCGAAGUAUUCGGAAAGAUGAAUCAGAUAUUAAUAAAACAAAAUCCCGACGACCACUUGCUACUCAAUGCAACGAGCAGGUUCCUGCGAUCCCUCCAGAUUGGACAUGGUCAACUUUCUAA
Ambispora gerdemannii is the source of this 714-nucleotide messenger RNA. The record is from the annotation of a GenBank genome assembly. NCBI's taxonomy places the organism in Eukaryota, Fungi, Glomeromycota, Glomeromycetes, Archaeosporales, Ambisporaceae.